Rotaria sp. Silwood1 is the source of this 473-nucleotide messenger RNA. The record is from the annotation of a GenBank genome assembly. Lineage: Eukaryota; Metazoa; Rotifera; Eurotatoria; Philodinida; Philodinidae.
ACACCCACCCACACCCACACCCACACCCACACCCACCCCCACGCACAGCCACACCAACCCACACCCACACCCUCAUAUGAUAUACCUGAAUAUGCUGGUAAGUAAGAUAAUUUACAUGGAAUAAUAUUUCGACACUAAUAUCUUUUAUUUGUAUAGAUAUCAAUCAAUUAACUUCAUAUGUAACACCAAAUAAUAUUCUUGCCAUCGAAGUACCUAUUCGUAAUCAAGAAGCCGAACAUCGCCUUACUGAAGACAAGAAAGAAGAUCAAUGUUUAGCACAAUUCGGUCAUUAUUGUGAUCCAUUCUUUGAGUAUAUUGGUUUCUUAAGCGGUUUGGAUUUUCAACCACAUAUCGUUGAUGAAGGCAAUAAUCAAAAGCAAUUAGAAAUGUCUAUUGGAGUGAAACAUUAUACACCCCAAAAAGUAAAAGUUUCGAUGAAAAACAAUGAAUUAAUUGUUCAAGGUGAACAUUAA